Lodderomyces parapsilosis is the source of this 867-nucleotide messenger RNA. RefSeq lists its product as uncharacterized. Lineage: Eukaryota; Fungi; Ascomycota; Pichiomycetes; Serinales; Debaryomycetaceae. The record is from RefSeq and is a predicted model, not a curated record. Bases 1 to 867 code for a protein of 288 amino acids. The transcript has a single exon.
AUGUGCUGGUGUAAACAGUCGCUUUCUGUUUUAUGGAUGAAAUUUCAAAAUUCAAAACAAAAAAGUUGCAUCGAAACGCGUAGAUCACCUGAAAACCAUAGGUUCCAAAGAUAUGUUGUGUUGAUAGAAAUUAACAUGCACAAUGUCGAGGACGAAAUUUCGGAUUCUGAAGACGACAUUACAACCUUUUUAGAACCGGUCUACCGAAGACAUGUUGAAAAUAGACCGGGAUCCGAAAUUCAAGAGCCAACUCUGUUCGAUGACAUGCAUUCAACCGCCAAUGAAGAGAAGCAGGAGAUGGCCGAUAGUGAAGAGGUCUACUUCCACAUGACACAAAUGCAAUCGAUACAUGAAAGUGUAACUGAAUUGGAGAAGGAAUGUGCCUUGCAAAAGAAAUCGAUGCUAUCUUUGAGGUCAUUACGAUGUGACUCGGUUGAGGAGAUAGAGAAAUACCAAGUUUCCGAGCCACCCAAGAAGAGGAGCAAAAGAAGAAUGACAACAGAAAGCAAAACAAGAAAGAAAAACCAGUCAAUGAGUGACCAUGUUCGGGAGGUUUUUGAGUCAGAUAGGAGCAAAUACUUUAUAGCAAAACAGAGUCGUAUCGAUGAGUUCUGUGCCAGAUCGCAAAACACCAGUAUGUCAAGAACUUUACAAAAUCGACGACUUGAGCAACCACGUGAGAAACAACUACUAUCAUCUUCCGAUUGGCUCCACGUCUUACGCAGUCUCAAGAUUAAUUUCCCGAAUGUACAAUGCGUAUCAGGGGCUCCUCCCAAUGGAAGUUUUACCUACAGGACACUUUGGGAUGAGGCAUGUGCUAAUGUUACAUUAAACCACGAAGAACUAAAAAUUUUGUAUAAUAAAUAA